Anopheles moucheti is the source of this 4717-nucleotide messenger RNA. Its product is annotated as coiled-coil domain-containing protein 6. The transcript is spliced from 5 exons. NCBI's taxonomy places the organism in Eukaryota, Metazoa, Arthropoda, Insecta, Diptera, Culicidae. The record is from RefSeq and is a predicted model, not a curated record. Bases 154 to 1455 code for a protein of 433 amino acids.
AUCGGCAAACAUAGAAAAGCUAUUCGUGUUAUAAAAUUUCAUCCAAGCUACGUUUCGGCCAGGCCAAAAAAGUGUUGCAAUACGCGAUAUUCCAAGGUUGUUUUCGAUAGUUUGCACGGUUACAGUUCCUGAGCCAAAUUGGAUCCCAACAAAAUGGACAGUCCGUGUGAGUCGGAGAGCUCACUCGACGGGGGAGCAAUGCUCCCGCCGAGCCCGGUUUCGCGGGAACAGCUGCAAAAGCGAAUCGAAAGUCUCACGCAACAAAACAAGGUGCUUAAAGUAGAACUAGAAACGUAUAAAAUUCGUGUUAAAGUAAUCCAAGAGGAGAACCGUUCCCUACGUCAAGCGUCAGUUAUCAUCCAAGCGAAAGCUGAGCAGGAAGAGGAGUACAUCUCGAACACGCUGCUUAAGAAAAUACAAGCGCUGAAAAAGGAAAAGGAAACGCUUGCCCACCAUUACGAGCGCGAGGAGGAAUGUCUCACGAACGAUUUGUCCCGCAAGCUGGACCAGCUGCGGCAGGAGAAGUGUAAACUUGAGCAAACGCUCGAACAGGAGCAGGAGUGUCUAGUUAACAAGCUGAUGCGCAAGAUAGAGAAGUUGGAGGCGGAAACGUCUGCGAAGCAGAACCACCUCGAGCAGCUGAGACGUGAAAUGGUCGAGCUGGAAAAUACGCUGGAGCAGGAGCAGGAAGCGCUCGUCAAUAAGCUUUGGAAGCGUAUGGAUAAGCUGGAAGCGGAGAAACGUUCGCUCCAGAUCAAACUAGAUCAGCCGGUGUCUGAUCCAACCAGUCCAAAAGAAAUGGAAAAUGGCAACGACACUGCCACACAGCUGACGGCGCACAUCACGAAUUUGCGCUCGGAAGUAGACCAGCUGCGUAGCAAUCUGGCAGCGGCCGAGAAAGAAAGCAAGGAAAAGACGCAACAGUUCGCGCAUGACGAAAAGUGCAUACGCGAGGAAAAUCAGCGUUUGCAGCGCAAAUUGCAACAGGAGGUCGAACGGCGCGAGGCACUUUCGCGACAUCUGUCCGAGUCGGAGUCGUCCCUAGAGUUUGAAGACGAACGGCUGUUCAAUGAGAACGUGUCGGCUUUGGCGAGCCAACGGCCCAUCAGCCCCGGAGGACUGACGCGUUGCAUUGCGUGCGGUCAGUUGGUGAGUCGACGGGCUAGCGAGCGGUUUAUUAAACCGGCUAUACCAAUAGGACUGAACACAUCGGCACCGAACGUGCUUUCCUCGCACUCAACCUCGGCCGGUGGUGGAGGUGGAAGUCUGUUUCCGCUGCUCGGUGGUGGUGGUGGUGGCAGCGGUGCCAGUACCGGUGGCGUUGGUGCCGGUUCGCUCAACAGUAGCAUCGGUUCGUCAAACUCGAACAACACUAGUAGUAAUAUCUCGUUCACCGGCAAUUCGUCCUUCGUGCAACCGGCCAGUCCAAUGGAUACCUCCAUGUGCAAAGAUUAAGGCACGGCUUAGGCUCGAUAAAAAACGUUAGUAGACAACUGUUUUUCUUCACUUUUCCUUCGGGGAAGGGGCAAGUUCCGUUGAAGCGUCUGAUAAGCACUGAAAUAAGCUUGGCUUUUUUCACCUCAAAACGGUGAUCGUGCAGUUCGAUCACCAAAUCGUACGAUUCACAGAAGCAAACAAAACGUACAGCGUAUCAUGCUUUCCUUAAAUUGUUUCUGAAUGGUUCAAACCAUCGAUAUCUUUCGGUAUAUUCAUUAAAAAAAAAAACAAAACAUAAGCUGCCUAUAUGCAUACAAGUGUUCCAAAGCGGAUAAAGAUCAUUUAGCAUUAAAAGCGAUCCACCUCCCAGCGUUCUGGACGUCAUUAUGCAGCGUCAAUGCAUAACUGUUUUCUUAUCCAUAUUCCCGUCGUUUAACAUUGGAAGACGUAUACGGGAUACGUAUCCGGAGAGGAUAAAGAUUUUAGUAGCGGCAGUACCGUUACUGGGAGGAUUGGCACAUAGAGGGAGGGGAAAGAAAAGUUAUAUUUCGGAUACUAUUAUUAUUAUUAUUAGCACUACGUGAAAAAUGAUUCAUUCUACAUGAUAAUGUUCCUCGGCCGUUGUCGAAGCGUUAGCACCUGGUUGUGUACGGAGUUUGCUUCCGACAUGGUUGGAUAUAUGUGGGCCAGAAUGGAAAAUAAUUGCUUCAGAUUAGCUAAUAUCUUACUGAGACGGAAAGCAAUGUGACGGCAAGCGUAUGAAUGUUAGAAUCACGGUUAUUUCGAUUGCGGGAUGGAAAAGAAAACUUCACUUUGCAGGGACGAAAGUAAUGCCCGACUGGCUCUGCCAACCAGUUCAUGGUCUGGUAAAUUUCGACGUGAUAGUAGUGUGGCAUUGUUUUAAGAAAAUUCGUUCUGUUACUAGUUGUCAUAAAUGUGAAGUGAGCAUGAGCUAGCGAAACUAUUUCUAUCUUUACCCGUGUGUAAGUGUCAAUGUUUUGCUCGUCGGGACAUUCUAAGCUGGGCUGGUAAAUUUACCAUGAGAGAACACUUCAACCUUAACGAAUUUUAGUGGUCGGCAAACAAAUGUGUUAAACGUUUCGCGGGAACUGCUGCUGCUAGUGCUGUCAGGAUAAUAGCUAGGACACCGUAAACCGUAAAUGCAAAAGUACUUAUAGUAUAACAGACAGCGUGACGUGAUUGCUGGAAGAUGAAAUUAGGUUUGAAAGGGGUUUUUUGUUGUUGUUAGUAUCGGGAUUUUUGUUUUGCGCCACUUUGGUGAUUUUCAUUUGCAAACAUUACAACACUUAAAACAGAACUCAACUUACCAACUGUGGUGGUAAGCAAAAAACGUUUUGCUCACUAUGGAUCGUGGUAGGCGAGGAGUUUGUUUCCACUUCAAAAAAUAAAAAUCAGCUAAAAAAUAAUUAGAAAAGUAUAAGAAUCUACGACAAGAAUAUCUACCACGAAUGUGGUUACAUUCAUGUCGUUCAAUCAACACUAUAAAAUAGAACCCAUUUUACAAAUUAGUUAUCCUCUCACUCUCUCUCUACAUCCACCCCUAUUCGCUGACUCUCUAUCUUACGAAGAUGGCAGUAUGGAGGGACACACAUUAAAAUAACAAAACAAAAGCGUAAAACCAACGAAUAUAAUAGGUGCAAGUGCGAAUGCUAAAAAUCAAGAUGAAAAUCAAGAAAAAUGCACGGCAUUGCAAUAGAUGUUGACACUGCACAAUCAUUGAAUCAUGAACGGAACAAUAUUGUAGAACACAAUGGGAAAAUAAGUAAUACAGUCAAUCGAACGAAUGGGAAGUUCUACUGUACAAACCGGUAUAAUAGUCAAGAAAUUCAAGCGACAAAAAUAGGCCAGUUACAGUACCACCAGAGCACGUAUUAUGCACCGAGCAAACGCGUAUCGUCCGAUAGCAAAUGUUCGAGACUACAAUUCAAAAAUCCAACCCCCACAACCCCUCUACACCUCCUUUCUACUCUUCCCAUCAAAUUGUUGUUGCAGCUGUGUUACGUUAGUGUUGUGUAGUAUAGAUAACCGAAACUGCAAAAGAGAGACUGCAGAGCACGAACGGCGAAGACGUAUUCGAUUGAUACCGUGUCUUGUGUGUUAGGAAAAAUGCAGAACUCUAGCAUAGAGGAAAACUAACUUACUGUUUGAGGGUGAACUUUUGCAAAUGGGCAAGAACAGGAUGAAUUGAAAUGAAAAUGCAAAGUAAUGGGAAAUGUGACAAGUUGCAAAUGCAAAAUUCUAUUACGGAAAUACUAGAAUAACAUACAACACUAUUUACAAAUAUCUAUGAACGAGACAUGUUUAGCUAACACAUUUCUUAACGGACGUAUUCUUUAUUGACGUUCGCACGUGCGUUCGUGAAACGAUAGCGCAGCUCACGAAAACUCACCCUAGCGGUUGUGUGCUUGCUAUUGCUAUUAUUACUCUUAUGUUUUUUUUUGCGAAUGAUGUAUUGAAUUUUGAACUUUAAAUGUUUAAAUCUUUUAUCUUGCUUACCAAAACCGAGCAUCCCUGCGUUAGUUCUGACUGAUCCGUUGUUGUUUCCCAUUUCGAUUGCCUUAUUAACUGUAAUGUUGUUUGUUUUGCUUAAGCCUGAAGAUCAUCGCAAACCAGAGAAAGAUAUACCGGUUGUACGGACAACUGUGUAAGGAUAAUCAACGACUAGCUGCGCGACCACGGGUGGCAUUCGGUUCCCAGGUGUAUAAUCCCUUUAGAAGACUCCUGCAUGUAAACGAGUAUAUACAUCCCAGCCAGAAGUAGAGCGUGCGGAGGAGCGUACACUGUGUUCGGCAUUGUUUUGGCCAUAAAUGUGAUUCUUGUAUGAAAAAAUAUUAAAAAUUAAAGUUAAAAAUUAUUUGCACUAAGUGGGAGCGGUAGCAGUUACGCGAGCGACAGAAUUAAGGCAUACACCAAAAGCGAUGCUACAAUGGUUUUACAAGGUCCGUUCUGGAAGAGGGUAGCCUUUGAAGGAGGGAAGAAAAUUAUAUUGCGGACCCGUAACAGUAGUAGUACACGGAUGGGAAAGGAUACGGAGGUUUGAUUUCGCAACACACGCAUCUUCUUUACAAGCAAGCAUAGAGCAGGGAUCAGGCGCAAGGAAAGAAUUUCUACAAUAUAUUAAGGUAACAGCUUACUGUGUAACCAUUCUUAUCUUUAUUAUUACAUUAUCAUUAUUAUAUUACGACAUGUAUUGACAUAUUAUUUUCAAAAAUGCAAAACGAAUGAAAAAUAAAUAAUGGUACAUAAAGUACGAUCAGUA